AUGACAGCCCCUCAGACCACCCCAUCAGUGAAACCAGCGUCCAAUGACCUGGAUAUUGGUGUCGUCAUUGACGGCAUUGAUAUCGAGCACUUGAAUGACAAUGACUUCCAGCUCAUCCACGACGCCCUCUACGCCCACCAAGUCGUCGUCUUCAAAAAUCAAGCCAACUGCUCCCCGAAAGCCCAGUACGAGCUAACCCACCGCUUCGACCCCACCGCCACCGGCUACGGCCACGGCAAGACCCUCGACGCAAAGAAAAGCAUCCUCCACCCAGACCUAAAAACCGUGCCUCACCAGCCCGAAGUCCAGAUCAUCGGCAACGGCCACCUCACCGAGUACGAAGGCCUGAAGGACUUCAAGCUCGUCCACCCGCACCACCGCAAAUUCCACAAGACCCCCAUCCCGGAAGCUGACGAUCUGACGCACACACGCUUCUACCGCUGGCACAUCGACGCCGCGCUCUACGACCUCAACCCGCCCAAAGUGACGACCCUGAUGGCCGUCUCAGUCCCAAAAGGGCGCCGGCAGAUCCUGCGCUAUGACGACGGCACGGGCGAAGAACUCGAUGUCCCACUUGGCACUACGGCUUUCGUGAGCGGAUACACCAUGUACGACAUCCUCUCCGACUCCGACAAGGAAUUCGUCCGCACGAGCAAAGUCGAGUACGCGGCACACCCGUACAUCUGGAUGAGCGGGGCGAAAUCCCGAUCUGACGGCCUGGGGCUCUUCUCUGACGGGCACGAAUUGUCGGAGUCUGAAUUGCCGCCUAUCGAGGCCAGCAAAAUCCAGACUUUGCCCAUGGUGUGGAAGAAUCCGAUCACCGGGAAGUUGGCGCUGCAGAUGCAUCCGUCUGCGGUCAGGAAAAUCCACCAGGCGGAUGGCACCGUCGUGGAGGAUUUGGAGACUGUUAGGGCUAUUGUGCAUCGUUUGCAACGACCGGGCAUUGAGCCAAAGAGGGUGUAUGCGCAUGAUUGGGAAGAGGGCGAUUUGGUCUUGUUUAAUAAUCAGGGGGUGCUGCACUCGGUUGUGGGGGCUUUUGCGCCUGAGGAGGUGAGGCUGUUUAGGCAGUGUAAUAUUGCUGCUAGUGAGCCGCCGUUGGGGCCGGCUGCUGUGGCUACGGCUGCUUGA
Messenger RNA from Bacidia gigantensis, 1128 nucleotides. RefSeq lists its product as uncharacterized. The coding region runs from base 1 to 1128 and encodes 375 amino acids. NCBI's taxonomy places the organism in Eukaryota, Fungi, Ascomycota, Lecanoromycetes, Lecanorales, Ramalinaceae. Gene Ontology annotation, molecular function: oxidoreductase activity. The transcript is spliced from 2 exons. The record is from RefSeq and is a predicted model, not a curated record.